GGUUUUUUUGUUGGUUGUCUUUGAUCCUCCUACUUUGUAUAUUUAGCAUCUUCUUCCUAUUUCAAAAUUAUACAUAGUUUUCUUCCCAUAACACCAAGCAAAAAAAGAGAAAGCCAUGGGAAGAAAGCUUGAUGCUCUCCUUGGCCGGAAAUUCAAAAUCUCAAAGCUUAAAACCACCAUAAACCUCGCCAUCUCCCGCCUCUCACUCUUAAAAAGCAACCGCCUUGCAAGAUUCACAAUCACCCUCUCCGAUGUCAUCCAACUCCUCCGCCUUAACCACCACCAACAAGCCCUUCUUCGGAUUGAGCAAGUGAUCAAAGACCAAAACAUGUUGGAUGUGUAUGACAUGAUACAUACCUAUUGCCAUCUCCUCAUGCAAAUGAUCAACCUCGUAGACCAAGUCAAUGAAUGUCCAAAAGAAUUGGAAGAUGCAGUAUCAAAUCUAUUAUAUGCAGCUCCAAGAUGUGGGGAGUUUCCAGAACUUCAAGAGAUUCGUGCGAUUUUAACAAGGCGUUUUGGAAAGGAAUUCGCUAAUGAUGCUAGCGAGUUACGAAGAAAUUGUGGAGUUAGUCAAAAGAUGAUACAAAAACUGUCACCCGGGCAAUCGACUUUAGAGUGCAGAAUGAAGAUGCUUAUGGGCAUUGCCAAAGAUAAUGGUGUAAUUUUGCAAUUAGAGAUAUCUUCUUCCGAAACAAGAAAGGAGAAAGUGGUGGAGAAAAAGAAAAUUAAAAAGAAAUUAAGUUUUUUUAAGUCGAAAAGUUAUAGAAAUGCAGCACAAGAUGCUUUUGAAUCAGCGGCUUAUGCAUCAGCUGCCGCCAGAACAGCUGUGGAACUAGCUCGCUCAGAGUCGUUUGUUUCAAAUGGUUCAGAUUCAGAUUCAGACAAACAUAAAUUAUUUUAUCCUACUAAAGAUUAUAAUAUUUCAGAAGUACAAUAAGUAAAAGUAGAAAAUAAGAUAAAUUCUUCGAUGAUAUGUAUAGGCAAUAACAUGUGGAAAUAGUGUAUAGUUUUUAUUUUUUUGAAGGGUUUCUUUCAUUUAUGGAGGUAAUUAAAUGCUUUUUGGUAUCUAAAAACAUA
This is a messenger RNA of Lactuca virosa, 1077 nucleotides long. The record is from the annotation of a GenBank genome assembly. NCBI's taxonomy places the organism in Eukaryota, Viridiplantae, Streptophyta, Magnoliopsida, Asterales, Asteraceae.